UUGUGACCCUGGCUGGUAGAGAGAUGCCACCAGUCGUUCUAUAUUUAUAGGCCCUGUGUUGUUUGAACCGUCGAGUUAGCUUUAUGAAUGGUGGAGGGAAGCAUAGCAUGCAGGCUCCAUGGAUCAGACUUGUCAAAGAUACUCACACUCGGUCGAAUGUGCGGUUUCCAUAUUUGGCAUCGCUUAUUGUCCUACAGCGACCCGCCAGAACUAGACAAUGGGAGUCUUUUGCAAUUUGGCAUUUCUUGUCAGGGCAUCAUGCAAGGAUCUGCGUGUUGUGUGGGGACCAGCGACUUGUCCUGCGGCAGGCCUGAGGAAGAAUGUUUAUGAAUUAUGAACGGAAUCAACUUUUGAAAAGAGCGCACAUCUGCCAAGAAAUCGAGGAUAUGUGAAAAAGGAACUAAGCGGUAGGUGUGGCUAUUCUACAGACUAG
Linderina pennispora is the source of this 433-nucleotide messenger RNA. RefSeq lists its product as uncharacterized. The transcript has a single exon. NCBI's taxonomy places the organism in Eukaryota, Fungi, Kickxellomycota, Kickxellomycetes, Kickxellales, Kickxellaceae. The record is from RefSeq and is a predicted model, not a curated record. The coding region runs from base 88 to 330 and encodes 80 amino acids.